This is a messenger RNA of Hylaeus anthracinus, 2871 nucleotides long. RefSeq lists its product as uncharacterized. The transcript has 21 exons. The record is from RefSeq and is a predicted model, not a curated record. Bases 238 to 2820 code for a protein of 860 amino acids. Lineage: Eukaryota; Metazoa; Arthropoda; Insecta; Hymenoptera; Colletidae. Gene Ontology annotation, cellular component: cytoplasm. Gene Ontology annotation, molecular function: oxidoreductase activity, acting on the CH-OH group of donors, NAD or NADP as acceptor.
GAGUACGGGAAUGCGUCCGCGGCCGUCAACCACACCUUGUCAGGGUAGCUUGCUCGCGAGGGCACACACGGCAGACACACACCCUCUCGCCGUUAACCCCGAGCAACACCCUCUCGAAGAGUCGUCGUGUGCGUUGGACUCGUUUCGCUUUCGUCGCGGUCUGCCUGUUGCUAGACGCUUGGGGAUUCGUCGGGGAGCUGCGAUCGAAGACGAAAAGUUGACGAGGGUCUAACGAAAAUGGACGUAAAUGGGCGAGUUGCCCUGGUGACGGGUGCCGCUUCCGGUAUCGGAAAAUCGUGUGCUAUAGAAUUGUUAAACCAAGGCGCGAAGGUGUCUGUGUGCGACACCGACUUAGACGGAGGCGAGAAACUGGUGGAAGCCUUGUCAACGGAGCAUGGAAAGGAUUAUGUAAUUUUCUGUCAGUGCGACGUCACCGAUUAUUCACAAUUCGAGGAGUCGUUUCAAACGACAAUCGCGACCUUCGGUCACAUCGACAUCGUCAUCAACAAUGCUGCGAUCAUGAACGAUCGGUUUUGGGAGCUGGAAGUCGACAUCAACGUCAACGGCGUGAUCCGCGGAACUUUGCUGGCUCAGCGAUUUAUGGGAACCGACAGGGGUGGUCGCGGUGGGAUCGUGGUUAAUAUCGGAAGCGAUGUCAGCAUCAAUCCCUACGCCAGUGUUCCAAUAUAUUCCGCCACUAAAGCAGCCAUCGUCAAUUUCACCAGAGCGUUCGGGCAUCAGUACCACGUGGACUUAAGCGGCGUGAAAGUCAUGGCGUUGUGCCCAAGCGAAAGUAAAUUGGUACGGGACGUCAGAAAAAAGCUGCUCUGGGCUCGAUACGAGGACGCCUGGCGUCGUGACGUAGCCAGCUCGGUUCCACAAGGGCCAGAGCAUGUGGCGAAGGCACUGCUCCACAUCCUGAACACUGGCAAAAGCGGAAGCAUUUGGAUGAUCGAGGAGGAUCAGCCACCGCACGAGAUCAAUUUCCCGAAAUACCAACCGAGUUUCUUCUCCCUCAGAGGUCUGACGAAACUCAAAUCAUGCCAGUUUCACGUGACCAGCACGAUGCGAAAGAAGAAGAAGAAGAAGAAAAAGGAGCCGGAAGGCCCCAAAAUCAUAAAACCCUACGACUGCGGUGAUUCGCCUAAACCAAUUCUGGAUCCUUCGUGCAAAGUGGCCAUCGUGAUAGGCGGUUCCGAUGGUUUUGGUUUUGCGGCUGCUGAUCAUCUAUUGUGUAAAGGGGCACGAGGUGUCGUGAUCGCGGAUAAUGACGUCGAUCAAGGUCGAAUGGCGGCGCAGAGGCUCUGCAAUUCCUAUGGAAAGAAUCGCGUGCAAUUUUUCGAAUACGACGCGAACAAUCCUUGCCAAUUGGAAGCUACUUUGAGUCAGGCACAUUGCAAGUACAAGCAGAUACACAUACUUUUCAAUGAUUCCGACAAGGAACGGUUUCCAUCGGAAUGCAACGCCACGAGGAAGAAGGAGAACUACAUAUCCAAAGCUACCAGGGCGGGCCUGAAAAUUUUGGGGAAGAACCAUGGCGGUCCUGGAGGGAUAAUAGUGAACUGCGCGAGUAUUCUCGGAUUCAUGGGCUGGCCGAAGGAUCCGUUCCCUGUUUACUGCAAGAAGGAACCAGCUAUAGAAGUCACGAUGGAUUUCGCGGAGAAGUUCAGUGUGGAGGAAACUGGAGUGCGUUUCGUCGCCCUUUGCCCGACUAAUAAACAAUUCUGCGAUAUAGGACUACCAGAUUUCCCAGACCCAAUCCCUCGCGAUCGACUCAGAGACAUGCCACCUUGUAUACCAACCCCGAAAGGUCAAAUCAGGUCAGCUUUGGGCCACGUAAUAGCGUGGGCGAAAAGCGGAAGCACGUGGGUGGUCGAACCGGCGAUCAGCGUUCACGAAAUCCCUCGAUUGAUUCAUUUCCCUCUGAAGGAAGGCGAGAAAAUCGAUCCGAAAAUCUAUGGAAGUCAAAUCAAAAUUUGUAGCGUCAUCUGUGUCACUGUUUCAAUUGAAUUUUAUCUGUCAACGAAGAUGAAAGUGAAAGACAAGACUGUGGUAAUCACUGGUGGAGCGAAUGGUAUCGGCUUUAAUACCGUUAAGGAACUGUUACGUUACAAUGCCAAGUGUGUGGCCAUCUUGGAUUUGCCAAAUUCGAACGCAGAAGACGCGGUUAAGGAGUUGGAGAAACAAUUUGGCAAUAAUCGCGCUAUUUUCUUCGUCUGUGACGUCACGAGCCAAGCUCUAGUCAAUUCUGCCUUUAAAGAGGUGGUUGAAAAACUUGGACAUAUUGACAUUCUGAUUAACAAUGCAGGAAUUGCGGAUGAGUUGAAAUGGGAAACCAUGAUCAACGUUAAUGUUAUUGGGGUCGUUCGCACGACUCUCGCUGGCAUCGAGUCGAUGAGCAAACAUAACGGCGGCAAGGGUGGUACAAUCGUGAACAUUUCGUCUGUAGCUGGUCUCUCACCUACGCGUUUCAUACCCAUGUAUUGUGCAACCAAGUAUGCUAUCGUUGGAUUCACUACCAGUCUUAAGUCCAGCUACAAUAAAACUGGUAUUCGCAUGCUGCUGAUGUGUCCAAGCAUGACCAACACUGCAAUGACUAGAAACACCCAUAGAGCGGGCCUCCUGUCUUUCGUCGACAAAGAAGGAAUCAACGAGCAGCUGAAAACGACUACCUGGCAAUCAGCCGAGCACGUGGCCAAGGGGAUAGUCGAAUUAAUUGAAAAAGGAGAAAAUGGCGCGGUCUGUGUCGUCCAAAACGGGGCGCCACCCUAUCUCGUCAACAUACCAUCGGCCUAUGAACUGGAGAAACUUAAAUUGUAAAAUACUAUCAUACAUUAUAAUACGUUUAAAAUAAAAUGUGACCUCCAUAUA